Messenger RNA from Salpingoeca rosetta, 1711 nucleotides. Its product is annotated as amidohydrolase domain-containing protein 2. The transcript has 8 exons. The coding region runs from base 248 to 1465 and encodes 405 amino acids. The record is from RefSeq and is a predicted model, not a curated record. Gene Ontology annotation, molecular function: N-acetylglucosamine-6-phosphate deacetylase activity. Gene Ontology annotation, biological process: N-acetylglucosamine catabolic process. NCBI's taxonomy places the organism in Eukaryota, Choanoflagellata, Craspedida, Salpingoecidae.
GCUGUGGUGUCAGCAGCCCCACUGUCCUUCUUCCCAUCUUCACUUCGUAUUGGGAAAUGCACACAAACAACACUGACAACAACGCUGACAACGGUGACAACGCUGCUUACUUCUGGCUGCUGUCGCGAGCAUUGCCGUACUUUGCACUUUGAUCGGUCUGGUUGGUGGUUGGCGGUGCUGGUGAUUGGCUCUGGGCACAGACUCCCUUGAACACGCAGCUGCAAGAGGUGAGUGUGAGGCACACGCGAUGAUCCUAAGGGUGAUCAACGGGUUGCUGUUGCAGCAUGGGGAGUUUGUUCGAGAGGACCUUUGGGUGCAGGAUGGCAAGGUUGUCAACCCUCGUGAUCUCUUCUUCGCGACCAAGGCCCAGGCUGACGUGGUGGUGGAUGCACAAGGCAACAUGAUCGCGCCCGGCUUCAUUGACGUGCAGCUGAAUGGGUGCUUCGGCGUUGACUUCUCGUCCUCACACAGCAACGACAUCGAGGAUGGUAUUGCCAAGGUGCGCCGCGCCCUCCUUAAGCAAGGCGUCACGGGGUUCUGCCCCACCAUCAUCACAUCCUCUCCAGAGCGCUACCACGACAUCUUGCCCAAAAUGAAGAAGGCUGAUGGCGGAGAUGCCGGCGCGGCUGUGCUUGGUGUGCACCUGGAAGGCCCCUUCAUCAACCCCGACAAGAAAGGCGCACACCCAAAGCAUCUCAUCCAGCCACUGGAGGCCGGCAUGGCGAGCAUCGAGACCACAUAUGGCCCAGACCUCAGCAACGUCGCCAUCGUCACGCUGGCGCCGGAGUUGGAGCACGCGCCACGUGUCAUUCAGGACCUGCGAAAGCGCGGGAUUGUUGUCAGCCUCGGACACACGCACGCGACACUUGAGCAAGCAGAGCGCGGCAUGCUCAUGGGUGCUUCCUCCAUAACCCACCUCUUCAACGCAAUGACAGCCUUUCACCACAGGGACCCCGGCAUCAUUGGGCUGCUGCCGUAUGGUGGCGAGGGCAGAUAUCGCUUCUUCUAUGGCCUCAUUGUUGACGGACUGCACACACACGACGCAUCCAUGCGCCUCGCAUAUGCAAACCACCCCGAAGGCUGCGUGCUGAUAACGGAUGCAACACAGGCGAUGGGGCUACCGCCGGGCGAACACCAUCUUGGCGACAUGGCUGUUGUCCUCGACCACAACCACAGACUCACACUCAAGGGAACAGACACCCUCGCUGGCAGCGCGGUGUCGAUGGACGUGUGUGUUCGCCGCUUCUCCACAUUCGCUGGGGCCGCGCGUGCUGUUGAGGCGGCCAGCCUUCGACCUGCACAGCUGUUGAACAUUGAGGAGAGGAAGGGCCACCUCCACUACGGCGCAGACGCAGAUUUCGUCAUUCUCUCGCACGACCUGCAUGUGCUGUGCACAUACAUUGGCGGGAAGCUGCAAUGGGCCGCAAGCGCCACGUUUCCGCCAACACGAACCACAUCAAAGUAACGUAGCAUGCUGCUGCCGUGUUUGGGUUGGGGGAGGGAGGCACCCUGAGUGUCGUGCUUGCAUCGCCACUGGGCACACCAAGCACACGAGCGUUGUGUCACGCAACCAAUCACGUGCGCUUACACAGGCGGUUACGGUUGCGUGUUCUUUCUUUCACAUGUUGUGCCCCAUGCCCUUGCUCUGCCCCCACGUGUGCAUUGGUUACGCUUGGUUUGGCCCCUCUCAACAAUAAACGACAAGAGCACA